AUGGACUUCUCAUUGCGAUCUCCAAUGAAACAUGGAACGGCUUUCGGAGUCGCGUCUCCGUCAAUGUCGCCUUCCGUGUCGGAAGCCAUCAUGAAGGAGAUGAACGACCGGGCCAAACAGAUUGUCGAGCAGGGCGACACUGGGUCUCCUACAAAACGCAACGCCGGUCCGUCAAAUUCCGCCGCGGCGGUCGCAGCCAGCUACACACCCUCCAGACGGUCGGCUAGAGCCACCAGUCGGUUUGGAAGAGCCCACCAACGGUCCUUCAAAAACAUGGACUCCAUCAGCAACCACUAUGCGGCUCAAAGAGACAGAGCUGCGGCGGCGGGCUCGGGAGGCGAACCGGAACGAAUGGAGAUUUAUAACGACGCAAAGACGCCGGAGAAAAUCACUGACGGAGCCAGACAACGAGACGUGGUGUCGUCAGCGGCCAAGCGUCGAAAAAUCAACAUUUUCGGCCGCAAACUCGAACUGGCACACACAGCGCAGCAACUGGGCUCGCCAACCAAGGAGAACAUGGCUCCCGUGUCUCCAGCUAAGGACCUGGCUGCUCUACGUUCGCCGGAGAAGAUGAACCAGGAGAACCUGAACCUGUCGCCUGUCAAGCUCAACACUCUGGAAACGUCUUCUCCCAUCAAAAAGUCGCCCUCUAAGGUGGUUGAUUUGCAUCUGUCCAAGGAGGAGAAAGAGCCGUCAAGCGCAAAUACAAAUACAAAUACAAGCACAACGGCCAAAACCAUCCCUCCAUCGCAUUCCCUUCGACACAUGAAAUCGAAAACCAACAUGUCUCGACCGCCUACCAAGCCCGUGGGCUUCUCACUGAGCACAGAUCGACGUGCCGAGCGGACCAUUCCGUCCAGUGCAAGUACCCGGUCCGUUUCAGAGGGCUCUAGGCUGCCCAUGAGUCACUCCCAGAGUACCCGUUCGUUAAGAGGGCACGCCACGUCGGGCGGUGCUUCAUCUACAGUCUCUGCACCCACUCUGUCUCCUUCAAAGAGCACCCCUUCGCUUUCUGCAGCUGCUGGCAACUCCAGAUUGCGAACUCCUUCGGUUCGAAUGCCGCCCUUGGGAACUGCUCGAAAGACCUCUGCCAGUGAGCCUUCCACAGGAGCUCGUAUGGCUCCGAGGAUGACAAAGUCGAGUACCAUGUCCAAUUUGAGACGUCCUGGAAUAUAA
Yarrowia lipolytica CLIB122 is the source of this 1176-nucleotide messenger RNA. RefSeq lists its product as uncharacterized. The record is from RefSeq and is a predicted model, not a curated record. NCBI's taxonomy places the organism in Eukaryota, Fungi, Ascomycota, Dipodascomycetes, Dipodascales.